AUGAGUGAAAGCUUAUAUAAUGUAUCACGUUCUUCUUCUGAUUUAUUUGUUGGAUCACCAUCUAUAGCAAAGAAAACAAUAUUCUCUAAUAAGAAAAAGCAACAAAAGUUAAAAGAUAUUUAUGAAUUUUGGGGAUUUUUAUGGUCACAAAUGUUUAAAAUACUUCAGGAACAUUGUGAUGGAUUAUAUUUAACUAGAGUACCAUGGAAAAUAUCAAUUAACCAAUUUGCUCCUGCAGUAAAAAUUAAGUAUUUAACACUUAUUAAUAUUUUCAGUUAUUCUACUUCAAUGUCACGUAUUGAUCUUCGAUACACUGGACCACAUGGAGUUCAAACAAUGCAUGAAUUAAUUCAAGGGUAUGUAAUCAAACAGUAUAUUAGAAAACAACCACUAUUAGAGACGUGUUGUAGUAAAACAAAUGAUUUAUUAAAACUAAUGCAACAAAUGGUACCAAUGUAUUAUUUAUAUGAUUAUGGAACAAUUGAAUUUGAUUCAGUAAAAUAUGAUCAUUUAAUUUAUUCAGUUAUGGUUCCAUUCAUAGAAACUACAGGAAAUGGAUUUAUUUCAGUUAGUAUUGGAUUUUUACUUCCAGAAAAAGGAGAAAUAAAUUAUGAAAAAAUUUAUGAUAUGAUUAAUUUAUUUAUGUGGAAUUUUGUUCAAAAACAUAUUGCUACUCAAGGAAAAGGUGAUAGUAGUCAAGCGACAUUAUUAAUUGGACUACAGUCAUUUGUUCAAUGUUUAGAAGAAUAUAUUGUUACUAUUGAUAUUGAUUAUAGAAAAAGAUUAGAAAAUCUUAAAACUUUUGAAAAAGACAAGAAAAAUAGAUUAAAAAGAAAACCUUCUGAGCAUUGUUCAUUACUUUUAUCUCAAGAAGCUUUAAAUUUAAGUUAUUCUAGUCUUAAUUUAUCAGGAGAGUCUGAAUUAACUUUUAGUAUGGAUGAAGAUCAGUUCCCAACUCAAAGAAUAACACAAACGCCUGGUAAAAUUUUAUUAAGAAGAAAAUUAAGUCGUUUAUCAGAACAACCUAUGGUUGGGAUAGAUACUAACUCUCAAACUGAUUUAGAAGAAAAUAACAGAAUUCAAUUAGAAGGACAAUUUUCUUUUGUUAAGGAAUGUUCUAAUGAAAUAAUAGAAAAUAUCCUUUAUGGUCAUUUAAUGUCAUUUACUACUAUUGUUAUUCCUGCUGAUGGUAGAAAUCUUAAUGGAAUAAGAAGGUUAUUAUCUCCUUUUAAUACUAUUAGUAUUUAUAAACCAAAGACUGUAUUUGGACAUUCUAUCGUUUCUGUUCUUAAUCCAUUAAUUGAUGUUUCUUUUAUGAUGGAAAUACCUAAUUCACUUGAAACACUUAUGGGAUUUCCAUAUUGUGUUAUAGAUUUAACUAAUGGAGAAGUUUAUUUAUCAGAAGAAGUUAAUACAUAUGAUUAUUUCUUACAACGUUCUUCAAUGUUACUUAGUAUAUUUAAUAGUAAUAUGGAACGGUCUAUGAUUGUUUCACCAUCAGGUAUGGAAAUAAUAGAUGGAACAAAUCUUUUUACUGAUUGGCGUAAAGUUUUAAUAAGUAAUCUUGAAAGAGGUGAAUAUAAAAUAUUUGAUGCAGUAUUAUUAAAAAUGGUUGAAUGGCUUAGGAUGAAAUCAAGAAUACUCUUUUCUUUUAUGAGUCUUGGAUAUUUUCAAGAAAUGGAUAUGAUGUUUAUGGUUCAACUUAAAAUAAUGUUAAAUUGUAAAGACCUUGAAGACCUUAUGUCUAUUGUUGCUAUUGUUAGAUCUGGGCAACCUUCUCUUGCAGAUACACUUCUUCAAGCAAUAAGUAGAGCAAUUACAACAAGAAAAGAGAAAAUAGGUAAAUCAUUUAUUUAA
Entamoeba dispar SAW760 is the source of this 1857-nucleotide messenger RNA. RefSeq lists its product as uncharacterized. Gene Ontology annotation, molecular function: guanyl-nucleotide exchange factor activity. The record is from RefSeq and is a predicted model, not a curated record. The transcript is spliced from 2 exons. NCBI's taxonomy places the organism in Eukaryota, Evosea, Mastigamoebida, Endamoebidae. Bases 1 to 1857 code for a protein of 618 amino acids.